Messenger RNA from Musa acuminata subsp. malaccensis (wild Malaysian banana), 591 nucleotides. The record is from RefSeq and is a predicted model, not a curated record. Lineage: Eukaryota; Viridiplantae; Streptophyta; Magnoliopsida; Zingiberales; Musaceae.
GGUCGUGAUCUCCAUAAAGACGACUGCAUGCAGUGCUUGCCCUUCGACCGAUGAGAUGCCGGAGGCCGGCUCUACUGGUCAAGGGAAGGCGUCGACGUCGUCGAGGAGCAGCAAGAAGGAUGUGAUCCACAUGGAGCGGAGCCGGAGGGAGAAGAUGACCGAGUUCUACACCAUGCUGCAGUCGAUGGUUCCAAAUCUUUUCCCCAAGGCGACGAGGACGAGGAUCGUCGACGAAGCAAUAGCGUACAUCAAAGGCCUCGAAGAAGUCAUCGGAGCGCUCGAGGCGCAGAAGGCGGCGAGGGAAGCAUCGAGCGGACCGGCCACGCUGCACAGCCAACGGAGCUCGACGGUGGAGGUGUCCACGUCGGCCAAUACCGCGUUCUUCGCGAUAAGCUUCGCGGCACGGCCCGGCAUGGUCAUGAAAGUUCUGCAAGUUUUCGAGGACCACAAGGCGGAGGUCCUCAACGCCACGAUCGCGUGCAACGAUGGAAGCGUUACGGUGACCGUGACGGCGUCGGAGAUGGAAGAAGAGGCUCUGGGUAAGAUCAAGGGGGACCUCAUUAUCAUAUAGUCUCAGAGUUAGUCGCCUAC